AUGACCCACGAGUUCCCCGGAGGUCGCGGGUUGGAGUCCAGCCACGUGAUGUUCCCGCGCCACGUGGAGCCAGCUGGAACAGACAGCCCAGGGAUGUUCCCGCGCCACGUAGAGCCAGCUGGAACAGACAGCCCAGGGAUGUUCCCGCGCCACGUGGAGCCAGCUGGAACAGACAGCCCAGGGAUGUUCCCGCGCCACGUGGAGCCAGCUGGAACAGACAGCCCAGGUGACGCUCCAGGGGCAAGUGUCUACAAGCCGAGCAGCAAGGCAAGUCGAGCGAGGAUGUUCCCGCGCCACGUACAGCCAGCUGGAACAGACAGCCCAGGUGACGCUCCAGGGGCAAGUGUCUACAAGCCGAGCGGCAAGGCAAGUCGAGCGAGGAUGUUCCCGCGCCACGUGGAGCCUGCUGGAACAGACAGCCCAGGUGACGCUCCAGGGGCAAGUGUCUACAAGCCGAGCGGCAAGGCAAGUCGAGCGAGGAUGUUCCCGCGCCACGUGGAGCCAGCUGGAACAGACAGCCCAGGUGACGCUCCAGGGGCAAGUGUCUACAAGCCGAGCGGCAAGGCAAGUCGAGCGAUGAUGUUCCCGCGCCACGUGGAGCCAGCUGGAACAGACAGCCCAGGUGACGCUCCAGGGGCAAGUGUCUACAAGCCGAGCAGCAAGGCAAGUCGAGCGAUGAUGUUCCCGCGCCACGUGGAGCCAGCUGGAACAGACAGCCCAGGGAUGUUCCCGCGCCACGUGGAGCCAGCUGGAACAGACAGCCCAGGUGACGCUCCAGGGGCAAGUGUCUACAAGCCGAGCGGCAAGGCAAGUCGAGCGAUGAUGUUCCCGCGCCACGUGGAGCCAGCUGGAACAGACAGCCCAGGUGACGCUCCAGGGGCAAGUGUCUACAAGCCGAGCAGCAAGGCAAGUCGAGCGAUGAUGUUCCCGCGCCACGUGGAGCCAGCUGGAACAGACAGCCCAGGGAUGUUCCCGCGCCACGUAGAGCCUGCUGGAACAGACAGCCCAGGUGACGCUCCAGGGGCAAGUGUCUACAAGCCGAGCAGCAAGGCAAGUCGAGCGAGAAUGUUCCCGCGCCACGUAGAGCCAGCUGGAACAGACAGCCCAGGUGACGCUCCAGGGGCAAGUGUCUACAAGCCGAGCAGCAAGCGACGUCAGCCACCAACAGACGGAGACCUGGAGGCGCCUCUGUGCACCCGGCGUGAAGUGGUGUUCCCGCGCCACGUAGAGCCAGCUGGAACAGACAGCCCAGGUGACGCUCCAGGGGCAAGUGUCUACAAGCCGAGCGGCAAGGCAAGUCGAGCGAGGAUGUUCCCGCGCCACGUAGAGCCAGCUGGAACAGACAGCCCAGGGAUGUUCCCGCGCCACGUAGAGCCUGCUGGAACAGACAGCCCAGGUGACGCUCCAGGGGCAAGUGUCUACAAGCCGAGCAGCAAGGCAAGUCGAGCGAGAAUGUUCCCGCGCCACGUAGAGCCAGCUGGAACAGACAGCCCAGGUGACGCUCCAGGGGCAAGUGUCUACAAGCCGAGCAGCAAGCGACGUCAGCCACCAACAGACGGAGACCUGGAGGCGCCUCUGUGCACCCGGCGUGAAGUGGUGUUCCCGCGCCACGUAGAGCCAGCUGGAACAGACAGCCCAGGUGACGCUCCAGGGGCAAGUGUCUACAAGCCGAGCGGCAAGGCAAGUCGAGCGAGGAUGUUCCCGCGCCACGUAGAGCCAGCUGGAACAGACAGCCCAGGUGACGCUCCAGGGGCAAGUGUCUACAAGCCGAGCAGCAAGGCAAGUCGAGCGAGGAUGUUCCCGCGCCACGUAGAGCCAGCUGGAACAGACAGCCCAGGUGACGCUCCAGGGGCAAGUGUCUACAAGCCGAGCAGCAAGGCAAGUCGAGCGAUGAUGUUCCCGCGCCACGUAGAGCCAGCUGGAACAGACAGCCCAGGUGACGCUCCAGGGGCAAGUGUCUACAAGCCGAGCAGCAAGGCAAGUCGAGCGAGUGAGCUGUGGUCAGGCCCGCGCAGCUAG
Molecule: messenger RNA, 2019 nt
Organism: Bacillus rossius redtenbacheri
Lineage: Eukaryota; Metazoa; Arthropoda; Insecta; Phasmatodea; Bacillidae
Product: nascent polypeptide-associated complex subunit alpha, muscle-specific form-like
Exons: 23
Coding region: 1-2019 (672 amino acids)
Source: RefSeq, a predicted model, not a curated record